AUGAACGAAUCCGUCAAAGAACUCCAUAAUGAUCUUGCCAGGAAAUAUCGCCAGCAUGGCAAGCGAGUCGAAGGAAUGUGGCGUUCGCUCAGUCAGGAACAACGCAAAAAGAUCAUGGAGGCUGGCUCUCAUGAUGGUGCUGUCCUGAAGCAUGCCGAAGACACAAGCCUGGAGAAUGUCUAUAAGUUCAUCCCCGAAUGGAACUUACGUGACGUCACUUCGCCGUCGUCAAACUUCUUUCUCGACAUGCUUAAGCACCGAGCAACCUCCCCGCUGCAAGCACAAUACACGACUGGCUUCAAUGGGCGACCAGGAGACCAUGCACAUAUACUUGAUAUGAUGCAGAGAAAGAACUUGAGACUCAACGACGUAUCCCAAUAUAAGGAUUGUUAUACACUUUUCUUGACCGAAGACGGGUACGGCGAAUCAGUCAAGAUCCUUGCCGAGAAGCAAGAAGUUCUUGCGAACAUGAAACCAGCCAUGCAAGCCGGGUUUAUUGUACCUCAAGCUACCGGAGAGCUCAUUCUCAUGCGACAAAUAAACCUGCUCCAACUUCUCAACAUUGCAAUCGAAGACAUCCUUGAUACUGCAUCAACCACGCGAGCCCAGACGAAGCAGCCAAAUAAGUCGAAUGAGGAUACAGCUGAAGCUUUAGCAAAGUUGUCAAUACAAUCACCUCCAAAAAAGGUAGAGCUCGUGGAUCUUGUUGAUGUGGCAAAAGACCGGUUGUCGUCUAGCGAGGAUCUGAUUGCUCUGAUCUCAACUGAGCCAACAGUUCUAACUCAUGAAGUCAACUUUUCUUUCUUUAGCCGACCGGAGCUGGUCGCCGAUGAGAAAGGACGCAUGCUGCCUGUACAUACGGAUAAGUACAUCAGCGGUGCUGUGCUCGAUGCGGUCCAUGGCGCAGUGAAGAUUGCUGCUACAUGGUGUUACAUUGGCCGCCUCUUGGAUCUACUGAAAGAGUCAACAGACAAGCAGUUCAAAGCUGUAGUUCUUAAAGAGCUCUCAAACACCUGUCACCUAGAGUAUUUGCGCACCCAGACUAGUUUCAAACGCAGUGUAGCUGUCGGCAUGGGUGGCAGCAAAUGGUUCAAGCGUACGUCGACAAAUGACAUCGCGCGCCUGUCAUUGAAACGAAAUCCCGAAUCUUUGACGGUGGAGAACCCCCAACUACAUUACAUGCUUCGGCUUUGUCAGGAUGAGACAAACUGGUCGAACGCUGCACAAUGGCUUCAAAAGUUGGCCGACCUCCACCGAGCCCAUCCGCUCGAGCAAGACAGCCUUUCAGAGCGAGAGUACGACUCGCUAGGCGAUCUCGCAAUCAUAGUCACCUUCAUCCAGUCUCUUUCCUCAAUCAUGCAAUUGCCUACGCCCAAUCACAAGAAGAAACAGCCAUUCGUAUCUGGCUGCACGGCUUUGGAUAAAGAGUUGAGAGAGAUGAAGGAUGGUCUGGACCUCGGUGACUUCGCCAUCCCUAUUGAUAACUUGCUCGAACAAGGCAUGGCCGAAGGUGCUCUUGCAAAACUCGACGAGUACAUUGUAGAGAAGACCGGAACGAAGCUUGGUUUUCUUUACGAAGAUCUAGUCGAAAGCUGUGUGUCCAACAUCCAUAAGCAGCACGAAGCACAGAAGGCUAAAUCUAAAGUUCCGACUCAAGACACGACGCUAGCAGCUCCCGAGAGCUCAGAGCCACCUAUUCAGCAGCGCAGGCAGAAGGAAAAGACACGACCGAGUCAAGGUUCAAUAUACGAGAUCACACCGCAGAGCGCCAAAGACGACCCGCCCGUUGAAUCGAUAGAAACUCACAAAGUCAAACCUUCCACUGCUAAUGUCUUUUCAUCGUUGUUUUCGAGAUCUUCUGCAGCUCGUAGCCCAGUCCGAUGGGAAGCAUUUGUAGCUGCUAUGGAUGACUUGAGCUUCUCAUGUGAACCCAAGCUCGGCUCUAUAUAUACAUUCGUUCCUUCGGAUAAGGCGGUAGUGCGCAGAGGUAUAACAUUGCAUCGGCCGCACCAGGGAAUCAUUGAGGGACGGCUUCUUUUGGUCUUCUCGCAACGACUGAAAAGAGUGUACGGCUGGAGUAACUCAACUUUUGAGGCGGCGUAG
Molecule: messenger RNA, 2103 nt
Organism: Bipolaris oryzae ATCC 44560
Lineage: Eukaryota; Fungi; Ascomycota; Dothideomycetes; Pleosporales; Pleosporaceae
Exons: 1
Coding region: 1-2103 (700 amino acids)
Source: RefSeq, a predicted model, not a curated record